Molecule: messenger RNA, 2612 nt
Organism: Oncorhynchus masou masou (cherry salmon)
Lineage: Eukaryota; Metazoa; Chordata; Actinopteri; Salmoniformes; Salmonidae
Product: GTPase IMAP family member 7-like
Exons: 2
Coding region: 201-1271 (356 amino acids)
Molecular function (GO): GTP binding
Source: RefSeq, a predicted model, not a curated record
ACUCUGCAGCAUUGCAUCGUAGAUACGGCAUGUAAACGGGUGAAAAGAAAAAUGACAUGGAUACAAAUAUAUGUAAUUUCUCAAUAAGAAUGAGGAGGUGCUGGUAAUAUAUGCAAGUAACGCAACCGAAGACAGGACCCUCUUAUUUCAGUGCAUAUUAGGUUUUCCACGGAUAAUCCAUAGUUGCAGCCGUUUUCGCCAUGGCUAACUCACGUGGGACAGUGGAGAUGGCGUCAUUGGAAUGUGCUGCCUCGAAUCUGGCAUGUGAAGCAUCAACGGAGCCUGACAGUGGGGCGCUGAGGAUGGUACUGGUUGGGAAGACAGGCGCAGGGAGAAGCUCUUCUGGUAACACCAUCCUAGGGAGGCAGGCAUUCCGGGUGGACAUCUCUUCAUGUUCUGUAACUGGUCAGUGUGACAGACAGAGUGGAGCUGUGGCUGGGAGGAACCUCACUGUGGUCGACACCCCAGGGUUCUUCGACACGCGCCUCUCCCCUCAGGAGGUGACAGCUGAGACAGGCCGCUGUGUGGUGCUGUCCGCCCCUGGCCCCCACUCCUUCCUGGUGACCCUUCAGCCUGGCAGGUUCACUCAGGAGGAGCGGGAUGCCCUGGAGUGGGUCAAGGCCACUUUUGGACCAGGAGUCCUCAGAUACACAGUAGUACUGUUCACCUGGGGUGACCAUCUACAGGGAAAAAGCAUGGAAGACUUCCUGAAGGAGAGCCAGGAGCUCCAGGAGUUUGUGAGUAGAUGUCAGGGGGGCUACCAUGUCUUUAACAACAGCAACAAGAUAACAGACUGCACUCAGGUCACAGAGCUCCUGGAGAAGAUAGACAAGAUGGUGACGCAGAACGGAGGUGGCUUCUACACCAACGAGAUGUACCAGGAGGCAAUUCUGGGAGAGAGAAGGAUGACUCCAUUGAAGCAGGAGGAGGAUGGGGUGAAGACAGGGCCAGAGCCUCAGGGACCGGAGGCAGAGAGAAUGAGAAGGAGGGAAGAGGAGGAGAGGAGAAGAGAGGAAGAGGCAGCCAGAAAGAAGGCAGAGAAGUUGUUCUGGUGUGAGCUGGUGUCUGCCCUGGGGAAGGGGGCGGCAGAGGGAGCUGGAGUAACAAGCAAAGGAAAAGGGAAAGCAGUGAAAAAGGUUAAGGCGAUAGAGAGGGCAGCAGCUUUGGCUACCACACCGCUGUCAAUCACAUCAGCUGCCAAAGUGGUGGGAGGAGCUGUGAGAGAGGGAAGUAAAGUGCUUUACAAACACCGCAAAACUCUCCUACACUGACGGGGACAUUUAAUAUCCACUAUUAUUCACUGUAUGGUGCUGGGUUAUCAGGUAGAAGAUGAGGGUCUUAAAUAACCAGUAUAUUUGUUCUGUCUCUGAAGUGCAAAUGAGUUUUUACACACUUAUUUAUCACUCAAAUGUGUUCUUUGAAAAAGCAUCACAAUGACUUCGUAAGGCAGGCUUGCUAAAGAGCGCCGAUGCACUUUCUUCCAUUGACAGUCAUAGUUGAUGAAGCUAUUAAUGCACUAACACACGGAGGUAAAUGAUCAGAAAGUGAAUAAGAGUCGAUAGAAUACAAAAUGCAGUGUAAUACCACUGUAAUAGAACUGUCACCAUCAUCCUUUGUAGAAGCCCAGCCCUGACAGUUGAGGAAGUGAUUCUAUUUGUCCAGGUUGUCAUAGUGCCACGGGAGUAAACAGGCAUUCAUUAUUGAGUACUCAAUAGAAAAGUCAAGUGCGCUGUGAAUUUUUUUUAAAUGGUGUGAAUCGCUAGUGUGAGUAUGCAGGAGUAAACAUCCUGGUGUGAUGAAACACAAUUUAAAGUAAUCAACACGAAGAACCAGUAAAUAUACCUUUUACUGACCUGAUUUACAAAUGAUGAAGGUUCUUUGUAUUAAAAUGUUGAUCAUUACAACAUGGGCGCCACAGCUGUAAAAGUUUGGCACACAUAUACACAUUUAGUAGUACCAAGAUACUUGGUGUAUGUAGCUUUCCAUUUUGUUGAAGCAUUAAUCUGCCGUUGCCAUUGUAAUCCUGGUCUAAAAAUGUAGUCAAUAAAUGUUGAGAUAUGAAUGAACUCUAGUUAGUGAGAAAUAACGGUUGAUGCCUCAUCGCAUAGAAAAUAUAUUUAGUUUGAACUGUGACAUCACAAAUGUGUAUUCGUUCUGCUUAAUGAAAUGCAUUAAUAUUAAAGGAAUGGAAAUGACUGGUAAAAAUCAAAGUACAGAAUACAACGUAUUUAAGAAGAACCUUGGUUCAGUCAAGAAGUGGACGGAUAUAAGAGUACAUACAUGACAGUGCGUUCUGUAUGGCAUCUCCAUGGACUUAUUUCCAUAAAGGGAAGAACAUAGCAUAACUCUUGACAAGGAUGGCAAAUAUCGCCCAGAGCAGCCUAAAUACAAGACUCCCAAUGAACUCUGCUUGGUGAAACAAUGUAAGCCUUGAAGGUUGGUCACUGUUAUAUGUAGAAAUUGUAAAAAGACAGGAAAGCGGAACAAAUGUCUCACAUAUAUACAAUGUUUACACCAUUUUGAUGUAAUAAGACAUUCAAAAUAUGCCAUUUACUAGAAAAAGAAAAAUAAGGCACAAACUCCAUUGGACUAAUUUAAGAGGGACAAUAUCU